AUGAAGAUUCACUCUGGAAAGACAAAGUAUGAAAGUAAGGAAUGUGGGACAACCUUCAGCUAUUCUUCGUCCCUCACAGAACACAAAAGAAUUCAUAUUGGAGAGAAGCGUUAUGAAUGUAAGGAGUGUGGGAAGGCCUUUAGCUGUUCCUCUUCACUCUCCAAACACAAAAGAAUUCAAGGUGGAAAUAAGCCAUAUGAAUCUGCUGUAGCCAGCACCAUACUCAAGCUGGCCUGGUACAAUGUUUGGGAGUGCAGGAGGUGUCUUUGCUACGUGGGAACAAAGAAUCUAACACAUGUCAGAGAAUUCCUCCUCCUGGGCCUCUCAGAUGAUCCGGAACUGCAGCCCGUCCUCUUUGGCCUCUUCCUCUCCAUGUACCUGGUCACUGUCCUGGGGAACCUGCUCAUCAUCUUGGCCGUGGGCUCUGACUCCCACCUCCACACCCCCAUGUACUUCUUCCUCUCCAUCUUGGCAUUGGCUGACAUUGGUUUCACCUCCACCACGGUCCCCAAGAUGAUACUGGACAAUAAGACUCAUAGCAGAGUCAUCUCCUAUGCAGGCUGUCUGACUCAGAUGUCUAUUUGUGUUGUUUUUGCAUGUAUGGACAACAUAAUCCUGACUGCGAUGGCCUAUGACAGAUUUGUGGCCAUCUGUCACCCCCUGCACUACCCAGUGAUUAUGAAUCCCCGUCUCUGUGGCCUGCUAGUUUUGGCGUCAUUUAUCAUCAGCUUUUUAGACUCCCAGUUGCACACUCUGAUGGCGGUACAAUUCAUGUUCUUCAUAGAUGUGGAAUUGCCUACUUUCUUCUGUGGCCCUUCUCAGCUAUUCAACAUUGCUUGCUUUAAAAUCCCCAACAGUGCCUUAUUAAUGUAUUUUACUGGGGCUAUUUUCGGAGGUGUUCCGGUGUCAGGGAUCCUUCUCUCUUACUAUAAAAUCGUUUCCUCCAUUCUGAGAGUCCCCUCGGCAGGUGGGAAGUUCAAAGCCUUCUCCACCUGUGGCUCUCACUUGUUAGUUGUUUGCUUGUUUUACAGCUCGGGCCUUGGGGUGUACCUCAGUUCAGAUGCGUCACGUGCCCACAGGAAGCGUGCAGUGGCCUCGUUGAUGUACACAGUGGUCAUCCCCAUGCUGAACCCCUUCAUCUACAGCCUUAGGAACAGGGACAUGAUGGGCGCCCUGCAGAGGCUCCUCAGGGGAGUCUCCAAAUCGCAAUGA
Messenger RNA from Manis pentadactyla (Chinese pangolin), 1212 nucleotides. Its product is annotated as olfactory receptor 7E24-like. Gene Ontology annotation, molecular function: olfactory receptor activity; G protein-coupled receptor activity. Lineage: Eukaryota; Metazoa; Chordata; Mammalia; Pholidota; Manidae. The transcript has 3 exons. Gene Ontology annotation, cellular component: membrane. The coding region runs from base 1 to 1212 and encodes 403 amino acids. The record is from RefSeq and is a predicted model, not a curated record. Gene Ontology annotation, biological process: G protein-coupled receptor signaling pathway.